Messenger RNA from Gallus gallus (chicken), 756 nucleotides. RefSeq lists its product as uncharacterized. The transcript has 3 exons. NCBI's taxonomy places the organism in Eukaryota, Metazoa, Chordata, Aves, Galliformes, Phasianidae. The record is from RefSeq and is marked validated. The coding region runs from base 49 to 327 and encodes 92 amino acids.
AAGAAAUCCAUAUUUGACAGAAGAGGAAGCGACUAUACAAUCAAAAAAAUGAACAAGUGUACUAACUUUGAACGCCACAAGAUGCAUGGUCAUGAUGCAGUAGAGUUGAAGAACUUCUGGGAAAAAGCCAUCCAAGGGCAAACUAGGCAACGAGAAAGUGAAGAGUCUAGGUUAAGCAAAAGUGCUCUGAACAAGCUUCGCCAUGAGUGGACUCAGAGGCUGGAAGGCAGGGCAAAGCUGGUCCAGGCACACAUGAAAAAGCAGAAGGAGCAGAUGGCACUCUUGUCCACUGAAGCUCAUCCUUUGCCAGAUAAAACCGUAGCUUAAACUUACGGUGAAAAUACAGAAAGCAUUGAACUUGACACUGACCUUCCUCACACACUAUGAAGUUACACUGCAGAACAAGCAAGAAGACAGACUCCUGCCCUUUUCCAGACCAGCUACUAGUGCUAUUAGUAAAGAUCCAAUAAAACUCACUGUAAAAAUUAGGACACAGUACAUAGUCUCUUAAAAAUGCAGAGGGAGAGGUGAGAAAUAAGCAUCUAUAAUUCUGCAUGAUUAUAUUAUUACUCUGAUGUAACAGGUCUUCAUAUGUAACAGCAUUUUCAAAUGACAACAUAUUUCUCAGAAAGAGAAUCAUUUGGUUAAUAGGCAUAAUACAUUCAGAUGUCUGUGUGUGAAGUCGCAAGCUUCCAUUUACAGAGCUCUCAGAUUCUGACUUCAUGCAGACAUAAGCCAUGCUGCCUGUCUUGAUAA